Linum trigynum is the source of this 1927-nucleotide messenger RNA. The record is from the annotation of a GenBank genome assembly. Lineage: Eukaryota; Viridiplantae; Streptophyta; Magnoliopsida; Malpighiales; Linaceae.
CGUAAAGAGAAAAUAUGGGGGGGGGGGGGGGGGGGGGGGGGGGAAUUAAAAGUAAAAAAAAGUGCAUCAAAUUCAAAUGAAAUCCCUUUUGGCUUUUAGUUUGCAACUCCGCGAAGUUGAAUUUCAGAUCGAUCUGCACAUUCCGCCGGCCAAUCAGAAGAUCUCCAUGCCCGAUUCCGGGCGGCAAGGCAUUCGUCAAACACCGGUAAGCAAAUAGAAUAAGCGAAGUAAUUUCAAUGGGCGAUUCCCUGGUUUCCGAGUCUAAGAGCGGCGCGGACGCAGCAAGAAUGGGGGAAGUUAAGGCGUGGCUCGCAUCUCAAUUCGAGGCGAUCGGUAAAGAAGUUCCGGAUUUCGAGUGCACACCUCGCACCAUCGCUCAUUUCCACGACCUAGCCACCGUCUCUCAGGCAAAGACCAAGGCGGCGAACAUCGUGGCCGCCGAUUUCCGCCAGAAAGCCGCCGAGUACCGUGCACAAGCUGCGAGGAUUAGAGAGAUAUUGGAGCAUGUUGGACUAGCACAAGAGAGUUUGCCUUCCAAUGUGGUGGGUUCGGCUCAAGUUCUUGCAAAUGUGGCGAACUUGUUGAACAUUAGAGACACUGAACUAAGCAGUUUUUUAGUAGCAGCUGCUGACAUUUCCUUGAGAAAGACUGGUGUAGAGGAAAAGAGGGCUAAAGUUCGGAGCGAUUCCAAAGUUCUGCUGGAGUACACACGAAAGGCGAUUGCGAGGCUUACGUACUUAAAAAGAACCCUUGCACAGCUCGAGGAUGAUGUUGCCCCUUGUGAGGCUCAGAUGGAUAGUUGGAAGACCAAUUUGGCUGUAAUGGCUUCAAAAGAGCGACAGUAUUUUCAACAGCAUUCCAAUUACAAGGCGCUUCUGAACCGUGUAGGAUACACGCCGGAGAUCAACCACAGGGUGCUGGUGGAAUUAGGAGAGCGCAGAAAGGAGCUCGAGAAGGAGACCAAACCCAUCUUGGAUACACUGAGGAGUUACCAGGACUUGCCCGCGGACAAAGCUCUGGCGGCACUGGCGAUCGAGGAGAAGAAAAGACAGUACGCAGCCGGCGAGAAGUAUCUUGCAGACCUUGUCCAGGCCCUGGCAAUGCAACCCUGAAACGUACCUUUACAGAGAAGCUUCUUUUGUAGUUACUCUCUCACUGGCUUCUUAUUGGUUGUGGAAGUCGCCGGCGAGAACCAGAGAAUGGGAUAAUGCAGAAGUCACAUGGCUGUCGUGGUUGCUGAUGAGGUGGACGGGCUGUGGAUUGAAUCGAGGCUGAGGUGGAUUCCACGUCAAGUGAAGCCAGUGGACACGUGGCGUGAAAGCAGGAACGUUACGUAAUACUUUGUCAGAGAGGCUACAAACUCACCGGCCCAAGCAGACGGCUCCCACCCACACGGUCCAGUCCAGGCCCAAUAUCCCAUCUCAAUCCCUCUCUGUUUUUUUUUUUUUUUUGGUCUAAGCCAACAAAAAGCGGUUGGCUGGCUUUUGCCGGCGAGAAGAGUACACGUAAAACAUAAACCUUUUUAUCAUAUCCUUUGCUUUCCUUUCUAGCUAGGCUUUCUCAGGAACACAAAGCAAACCCCUGAAAGAAAAGAAAAAAAAAAGCACUCAACGGAAGAAGGAAAAAGAAAGGGUAGACAUGGCGUCGAGUAGCGGCGGCGGGAUGUCGAGGGAGACGCAGAUGUCGAUCGAGGCGUCGUCGAUGUUCCCCGGGUUCAGAUUCUCGCCGACGGACGCCGAGCUCAUCUCUUACUACCUGAGGAAGAAGGUCGACGGCGACGAGAAAUGCGUGGAGGUGAUUCCUCAGGUGGAGAUCUGUCGGCACGAGCCAUGGGACUUGCCAGGUUUCUUUUCUCUCUUCCGACCUUCGCUUUGUCCAUUCCCAACAACUAUCCAUUUUUAAAUGCUAAUAAUAGCUUCACUGUUUA